Molecule: messenger RNA, 939 nt
Organism: Linum tenue
Lineage: Eukaryota; Viridiplantae; Streptophyta; Magnoliopsida; Malpighiales; Linaceae
Source: the annotation of a GenBank genome assembly
AUGAAUAUUAGAGAUGUCUCUGUUCCCGCUCAGAUUGCCGACACUAGCCUCUGGAAUUGGCAGAACCCAGAUGCGAAUUUGGAUCCGGAAGACAUCGCUCACCUGGAAAUUGGGGAGCUUCAAUGUGCCAGUAGGAGACGGAGUGAACCAGUUGGGGCAAAUCGGGUACAGCCAGGAGCAGCUCUACUCGUCUUCCUCGCUGCUGCCCAAUACUCCGGCGACGGUGCUCUGGAUAAACGUUACCCGCAGGUGGCUUCAUCUCGCCGCCGCUGCUGUACAGGGGAUGGAGCUAGAGCAGUGCGUGAACUCAACGACGUGCCUCGACGUGAAGCCGAAGGCGGUAAUCGGGCUGAGAGGCUCCACCUCCAACAUCUUCGUGGACAACAAAGCUUACAGAGACUUCUCUUCGAGACUUUCAAGGUUUCUUCCGUGGACAUGGAGAGCUUUGUUGUUGUCAUGACGUGUUUGUCAAAUGGGCAAUUGGUAAUCGUGAUAAGGGGGGUGUCGGAUUUGGCUGGCAAGCAAUCGGGGCACAAUCCGAUUCGGACUUUCGGCAGCCUUCCUGCUCUCAACACUGCCAACGUUGUUCUGAAGUUCAUCUCGAAGCUGAGAGGACGAUCCUUUGUUGGAUCAAUUUUGGGCACGCCGCGGCAAGCAAUUUCAUUAAUCAGCCGAAUUUCUCGGAGUUUCCAGCGGCGGCGGAGAACGAACGGGUGGAGAAGCUGGUUAUGGAGGACGAGGAUUCAUCGGAGACGGAGUACGAGGAAGAGGAAAAUGACAAGGUCGCUUUGGUGGCUGCUGAUGGUGGCGGCGGUGGUGGUGAGAGCGGCAACGACGACGGGGAGGUGGUGGUGGAGGAGGGAGCUACUCUUUCAAUUUGUGAUUAUAAUAAUUUUUUUAAUUUUUUUAAUUUUUUUAUUUUACUUUACUUUAUUGUGA